Dama dama (fallow deer) is the source of this 965-nucleotide messenger RNA. RefSeq names its product regulator of cell cycle (gene RGCC). The coding region runs from base 185 to 598 and encodes 137 amino acids. Gene Ontology annotation, cellular component: cytoplasm. The record is from RefSeq and is a predicted model, not a curated record. The transcript has 5 exons. Gene Ontology annotation, biological process: regulation of cell cycle. Gene Ontology annotation, molecular function: protein kinase activator activity; protein kinase binding. Lineage: Eukaryota; Metazoa; Chordata; Mammalia; Artiodactyla; Cervidae.
AAGGGAGGGCGAGCGCGCGGUGCCGGCAGCGGCGUGGCUGGAGCGCGGUCGGGCGAGGGGGCGGCCUGAGCGGGACGCUGCCCGGAGAGGGGACGGCCAGAGCGGGACGCACGUCUGCACGACUCCCGUGCCCAGACCUCGCAGGAUCCUGGGCCCCCAACGACGCGCGCCGGCGGAGCCCCCCAUGAAGCCGCCCGUCGCGCAGGGCAGCCCCGCGGCCGCCGCGGCCGCAGCCCCGGCCUUGGACUCUGCGGACGCGGGGGACCUGACGGACGCGCUAUGCGAGUUCGACGCGGUGCUGGCCGACUUCGCGUCGCCCUUCCACGAGCGCCACUUCCACUACGAGGAGCACCUGGAGCGCAUGAAGCGGCGCAGCAGCGCCAGCGUCAGCGACAGCAGCGGCUUCAGCGACUCCGAGAGUGCUGAAUCGCUUUAUAGGAACAGCUUCAGCUUCAGUGAUGAAAAACUGAAUUCUCCGACAGACAGCACCCCAGCGCUGCUCUGUCCUUCUGUCCCUGCUCGGAAAGCCAAACUUGGAGAUACGAAAGAGCUAGAAGACUUUAUUGCUGAUCUCGACAGAACCUUAGCAAGUAUGUGAAACAAGAAGUUCUGGGUCCUUUCAUUCUUAAGGGAGAAGUUUCAGAAAGCUCGGAGGACCUGAUAAAAUCAGCUACAGAAUAUGCUGCUGGAGGGGGCAGAGAUGUUGCUCACCCACUACCAGGCUUGUCCUAAAAAUACCUUUGGGCUCAUCUCUGGGCAGGUUAGAGACUGACUUUGUUUACCAGCUUGCAGCGUAUUAGAGCAGAUGACUCAUGCUAAUGUUGUAUUUCCUCUUAAAACAUAGCUUCUCUGUAAUUUAAAAUGCUUUUAUGAAAAUAUUUGUAAUUAAUUAUAUAUAGUCGGAAACAGUAAUAUGCUUUCCCCAUUAUAAUAUAUUUUUGUAUGCAAAUAAAGUUUGAACUGGA